This is a messenger RNA of Photinus pyralis (common eastern firefly), 1923 nucleotides long. It is a transcript of the gene Mccc2, whose product is annotated as probable methylcrotonoyl-CoA carboxylase beta chain, mitochondrial. The transcript has 8 exons. Gene Ontology annotation, cellular component: mitochondrion; methylcrotonoyl-CoA carboxylase complex. The record is from RefSeq and is a predicted model, not a curated record. Gene Ontology annotation, biological process: L-leucine catabolic process. Bases 228 to 1892 code for a protein of 554 amino acids. Gene Ontology annotation, molecular function: methylcrotonoyl-CoA carboxylase activity. Lineage: Eukaryota; Metazoa; Arthropoda; Insecta; Coleoptera; Lampyridae.
CCUCAAAUUUCAUCUUUUAAUUUAUUCCAAACCAACUUUAUUUUAAUAUUUUACAUGAUUGUUUUAAUUCUAUACUCCUGCUUGUGUAUUUUUACGUAACGAAUGGCAAAUAAAAGUGCUUUUAUGUUAUCUCUAUGUAUGUUCAAAGUCCAUUUUACGCACAAGAUAAAGGUCCUUGCUUCGACCACAUUCCUUUAAACUUCAGCGCCUGAAAGGAUCAUCAAAAAAUGCUGAAAAUAAUUCGCAACAUUUUAAUUAAGCAGAAGCAUCAUCAGCAUUCUAUACGUUGCUAUGCCGCUAACACUAUUAAAUCUCAAUACAAUGUCGAAUCACCAAACUACAAGAAAAAUUACGAACACAUGUCCAAUUUGGUUAAAACUUUACAAGACAGAACCAAAUCUAUUUUACAAGGUGGCGGAGUAAACGCGGUCAAAAAGCACACAUCUAAGGGAAAACUUUUAGUUAGGGAUAGAAUUAAUCUACUUUUGGAUAAAAAUUCCGCAUUUUUAGAGCUGUCGCCUUUUGCUGGCUUCGAAAUGUAUGGAGAUGAUGUAAUAAAUGCCGGCGGAAUUGUUACAGGGAUUGGAAAAGUUUACGGUAUUGAUUGUAUGAUUGUCGCGAAUGAUGCUACCGUAAAAGGCGGCACUUACUAUCCAGUAACUGUGAAAAAGCAUUUACGUGCACAAGAAAUUGCCCAAGAGAAUAGAUUACCAUGUAUUUACUUAGUGGAUAGCGGCGGUGCCAAUCUACCAAAUCAAGCUGAAGUGUUUCCCGAUAAAAAUCAUUUUGGCAGAAUAUUUUAUAAUCAAGCAAACAUGUCUUCUCAAAGUAUAGCACAGGUGGCUGUGGUAUUAGGAUCGUGCACAGCAGGAGGCGCUUACGUACCGGCAAUGGCAGAUGAAUCUAUCAUUGUAAAACAGCAAGGUACAAUAUUCUUGGCUGGGCCACCAUUGGUGAAAGCAGCUACAGGUGAACAGGUGACUGCUGAAGAAUUAGGAGGUGCGGAUUUGCACUGUUCCACAUCCGGUGUGACAGAUCAUUAUGCAAUCAACGACGAGCAUGGAAUCUUCCUGGCGCGACAAGUAAUAAAAAAUCUUAAUAAACAACCUGUUCAGUUCGAAUCACAUUUUGAACCGCCAAAAUAUGAUCCAGAGGAAUUGUAUGGGAUAAUCGACUCUGAUAUUCGUAAACCGUACGAUAUUCGAGAGGUUAUCGCACGGGUAUUUGACGGAUCGGAAUUUGACGAGUUCAAGAAAAAGUACGGGGAAACAUUAGUUUGUGGAUUUGCCUCACUAUACGGGAAAACCGUAGGUGUUAUAGGAAAUAAUGGAGUUUUGUUUUCUGAAAGUGCAUUGAAAGGAUGUCACUUUGUUCAGUUAUGCACACAACGUAACAUACCAUUGAUAUUCCUUCAAAACAUAACAGGUUUCAUGGUUGGAAGGCAAGCUGAAGCGGGCGGAAUUGCUAAAAAUGGAGCUAAACUGGUAACUGCAGUCGCAUGUGCAAGUGUUCCCAAGAUCACACUCUUAAUUGGAGCUUCUUACGGUGCUGGAAACUAUGGUAUGUGUGGCCGAGCAUACUCUCCAAGGUUCUUAUACAUGUGGCCAAAUGCAAAAAUUGCAGUAAUGGGCGGACCACAGGCGGCAGGGGUAUUAUCUCAAGUUGCAAUGGCUUCGCGUCGUCAACAGUGGGCACAAGACAAGAUUGAUGAAUUUGAAAAGCCAAUUAUAGAUCAAUUUGAAUACGAGUCUUCACCUUACUACAGUAGUGCAAGAUUAUGGGACGAUGGUAUUAUCGACCCGAAAGACACACGGAGAGUUUUAGGAUUGAGUUUGGCAGCUACACUAAACAGCAAUGAAGUACCAACGAAAUUUGGAAUUUUCAGGAUGUGAUAAAAUGUGAAAUAAAAUUUAAUCAAACAUA